Messenger RNA from Lates calcarifer (barramundi perch), 3894 nucleotides. Its product is annotated as transforming acidic coiled-coil-containing protein 1. The transcript is spliced from 13 exons. The record is from RefSeq and is a predicted model, not a curated record. Gene Ontology annotation, cellular component: cytoplasm. Lineage: Eukaryota; Metazoa; Chordata; Actinopteri; Centropomidae. The coding region runs from base 502 to 2037 and encodes 511 amino acids. Gene Ontology annotation, biological process: mitotic spindle organization; cell population proliferation; cerebral cortex development.
GAGAGCGAGCAAGUAGCAGGGCGAGCCUGAUGUCUGUUAACCAGCUGAUCGUUCAACCCAGACAGAGAGCAGAGAGGGGAGGGGAGCAGAGAGAGGAGUGACUACUGAUGCUCCAGUAAAUCUGCACCGUGUGAGUCAGUGCUGUGGAGAGCAGAGCGGCAACAGAAACAGAAACAGCAGCAGCAGCGUGAGACACGUUUCACUCUCACGAGCCUCAACAGCGCAGAAGAGCAGGAUGGGAAAGCUGAGCGACUAAGCAAGAGGAGGAAGUGAGACAGCCAUAUAGAAAGCAAGAAGUGAGGGGGAGAGGCAGCGUGACAUAUCGACGGCUUCUUCUUUUCGACAGCCACCCUUUACUUCGCUGUUGAAAGACUGACUGUGGAAGAUCACUGUGGUACCAUUUUGAUUGACAUAUCAGUCUAAACUGAUCCACAGGAGGAGAAACUUUACUGUAAAAACGUUGGAGGUGGCAUCAGGUUUAGGACUCGACGUGGUGCAGGGAUGUCCUGGUUGUCUCCAGUCCAGUGGGCCAAAUGGACAUGGUCAGCAGUGACUGGGGCUGCGGGAGAUGAUGGGCAGACCAGAUCGAAGGAUGACGGAGGGGACAAUUCAGACUCAGAGGGAACCUUUGAGACUCCAGAGGCAGAGUCUCCUGGUGUUGUGAAGCUACUCAGCCAACUGGACAACUGCAAUCGCACAGUUCCUCCUGAUGUUACAAACCAUUUUCUGGACAAGAACUCUAAUCAGAAUGCAGACACCGCUUCCUCUCAAGAGGUUGAUUCUCUUAACAACCUCACUAGCUCCUCACCUAACAACAGCAGCUUCAGUUUGGAUCAGAACCUUAAUUUGACCCUAAGCACCAAACCGAGCCCAGGAGAGGGUCUCUCCCCGUCCACCCCUCUGCCCCAGCCUCAAGCUCCGCGGCCCCCAACACUGUCCGUCCUCUCCCCGCUGAACAAACCCGAUCCCACGGAGGUGGACGACGAGGCUCCGGUGACGUCUGACUCCAGCCCAGACUCAAACUUGAUUCCCAGUCAUGACAUUUGUAUGGACCCUGAUUUGCUCAAUGGCAACAUGAACUCUGACACUGUGUCGUCAAACACAAAACUGACCUGUGGGACCAAUGACGCCAUAAUCACGAACUCCUGCAAAGUGAAGCAGAACCAGCCGAUGCAGAAGGACUUCAGUGGACAGGAUGACCAUCAUGGAGGCCACGCCACAGAUGAGGAGAAGUUGGCGAGCAGUACAAGUGUCAAACCAGACAAGGACCAAAGCAUCCAAGACUGCCAUGUGACACCUGAGGAGUCAGACUGCUGCUCUGCGCAGUAUGAAGACACGUGCAAACUGAAGAACCAGUCGAGGGGAAGUGAGAUGCAGAAAACAGGAAGUCAGGUCCUGGAUUCCAUCUGCAUCAGUGAGGCCGAAAAGCAGGCCGUUCUCACCCUCAUUAGAGAGGAGAUCAUUGCUAAAGAGGUGGAAGUCAGCGACUGGAAGAAAAAGUACGAAGACUGCAAACAAGAAGUCACUGAGAUGAGGAAGAUUGUCGCAGAAUAUGAGAAGACAAUUGCUCAGAUGAUUGAGGACGAGCAGCGCAACAGCCUGAGCUCCCAGAAGGCUUUGCAUGCAGUGACCAUGGAGAAGGAAGCUGCCCUGGCAGAUCUGAACUCUGUGGAGCGCUCUCUCUCUGACGUUUUUCGGCGUUAUGAAAAUAUGAAGAGCACCCUGGAGGGCUUUAAGAAAAAUGAGGAGGUGCUGAAGAAGUGUGCUCAGGAGUAUCUGGCCAGAGUCAAACAGGAGGAGCAGAGAUACCAGACACUUAAACUCCAUGCUGAGGAGAAACUAGACAAGGCCAAUGAGGAGAUCGCUCAGGUGCGUACGAAGGCGAGCGCAGAGAGCAUGGCACUGACCGCCAGCCUGAGGAAGGAGCAGAUGAAGAAUGAGUCUCUGGAACAAGCCCUGCAGCAGAAGAAUCAAGAGAUUGAGGAACUCACAAAGAUCUGCGACGAGCUGAUUGCCAAAAUGGGAAAAAUAGACUGAGAGACACUUCCUGUGACUCAGCCACUACCGUCCCUCUGGUCCUGCCUACAGUAAUGCCCCGUGCAUGUCCCCAGCCAAGAAGCAGCUCUUACACCCUGUGCCAGCCCUGCAUCUCAGAGACUGCUUAUGUACAGUCUAAAAUAAAAUUCCUGUAUACUACUAUUGCACUACUUGUGACCAGAAUCAAGGAGGUUCUGUAAAUGCUACUUAUUGUUGGGACUUUGUUAUAUGUGGUCAUGAUGUUUUGUUUGCAUCUAUUGUCCAUUAUGAGAUAAUCUGGAGCCUUUGUGCUUUCGUCCAUCAUGCCACUGAACAACAAACUGCUUGUGACUCAACUUAAAGUCCCAGCAGCUUAACGGCUAAAUUCCUGCAUGAUGACAUCAGAUUUAAUGCAGGCUGGGGUUGUUUGGGAGUUUCUUUUGGGCUUGUGCUUUGACAGGCUUUUGACACGGAUCGUUUGAAAAGCAACAAUCCAUAAAAUGUAUUUUUCUAUGGUGUAAACAAGGAUUUCACUCUUUAAAGAGAGGGGCUCAGGGGUAUUGUGUGGGGCAGAAAGAAGUCAGGGUUAAAGUCAAGCUGCGCAUGAGCUGAAGGAAAGGAUUCAGGAUUGUUUGAGAAAGUGCAGUAGUCCUCAGGGACCUUGGUUUGUUCAGGAGUGACACUGAAACUAAAACUGCAAAUAAUUCACAGCAUUUGCUUCACCUGAUUUAUCAGAUUUAUAGUGCUACACAGUUAGGAUUCAACACGGUUCAAGUAGCUGCAGUAUGUUUUUAAUUCAGAGAGAACUAUAAUAACCUGACAAUCAUUGACUUUCCAGUGACUUUAUAAAGGUUGUGGCAUUGUCUUGUCUGAUCCACAAAGUCAAUACAUACUUUAUCCUAAAGAGUAAAUCAGCUCCACCACUGGUCAUGAACUCUAUCCCAUGUUAGAAUCCUGAACAAAAGUAAAAACAUAAUGACACUAUAUUUUGAUAUUAAGACUAGCACUAACUAGUGUCCACUAAUUACAUUUACCUGCACAGGAAACUAAGACUUUGACGGCUUUGUAAGAAGCUUUUUUUUUCUGUUGCUUAUUUGUGGUGAACAUAUCACUCCUGUAUCCACAGCACCGCACUAGUUACUCAACAGAUAAAUCUGUUUCUUUGCAUGUUUAUUUUCAUGGCUUUACAUUUCUCAGGAUUCAGAUUGUUUAUUUAACAGGCUAGUAGUGUUCGGCACAGUGCUUUAGCAAUGAGGUUGUGACAUAACUGGGUAUUAGUGGAAAUAUUUCCGAACAGGUGCCAAUGUGAUACCUGAGUAUUGGUUUUGAUUUAGAAAUAAAUAAAACACUUUUUUUGAUACUUUUUCUACAAAAGAAAUGUUCUUUCCAGCAACAUCAGUGUUUACUGAAGGCUUAACACAAACUACCAUUUACCUCAAUACAAUACAGUGUAACAAUUUUCAAAUUUAUGAUUUAAAUCCGGCAAUAUUUGGUUAAAGAAAGUGAAACAAGACUUAAAAUCUGACUUAGCAUUUAGCUCUAAUUUUUGUUAUUUUAUAUGUUUCAAUACCCAGUUCUGUGGAGUCGGUCACUAUUGAAAAAGAUGCCCAGCCUCUAAACUACCAUAUAAAGCCCCACUAAUGACACAAACCCACUGGUGUGCCACAGUUUAUAUUUGUGCCAUUCUAAUCUCUCGUUACCUCUCCUUACUCAGCUGGUUUGUCUUUGUUUUUUGAAAUGCUGUUUUGUCACUUUAGCCUCUUUGAGUUAUCGUUUGUAAAUUAGAAAUGGCGAUUUCACACUUGUGUUGAAACAUUGACGACUAACAGUGUGUACAUUUGCCUGAAUAAACAUAAAUGUAAUUUGUUCUACUAUGAA